Messenger RNA from Brassica oleracea var. oleracea, 348 nucleotides. RefSeq lists its product as uncharacterized. The transcript has a single exon. The record is from RefSeq and is a predicted model, not a curated record. Bases 1 to 348 code for a protein of 115 amino acids. NCBI's taxonomy places the organism in Eukaryota, Viridiplantae, Streptophyta, Magnoliopsida, Brassicales, Brassicaceae.
AUGACCACUCGCAGCAGAGACGGCACACGCAAACAGAAACAGGUUCUUUCUUUGCUUUCCUCGUCUAUCUCUCCUAUUCCUACAAGCCACUUAAAAGCUCUCUCUGAUCCAAACUGGAAACCCUCUAUGACCUCUGAGUACGAUGCAAUUAUUAAGAAUGAGACGUUUAGGCUUGUACCUAGACCACCUGAUACUAACAUAAUUCGCUUAAUGUGGUUAUAUAAGCAUAAAGUUGACGCAGAGGGCAACCCUACUCGUCACAAAUCCAGGUUGGUAGCUAAUGGCAAGUCGCAAGAGGCUGGUCUCGACUACGGUGAAACAUUCAGUACUGUCGUCAAACAGUCAUAA